This is a messenger RNA of Umbelopsis ramanniana AG, 1310 nucleotides long. RefSeq lists its product as uncharacterized. Gene Ontology annotation, molecular function: ATP binding; protein kinase activity. Gene Ontology annotation, biological process: protein phosphorylation; regulation of cytokinesis; mitotic spindle organization. Gene Ontology annotation, cellular component: spindle midzone; spindle microtubule; spindle pole centrosome. The record is from RefSeq and is a predicted model, not a curated record. Lineage: Eukaryota; Fungi; Mucoromycota; Umbelopsidomycetes; Umbelopsidales; Umbelopsidaceae. Bases 276 to 1220 code for a protein of 314 amino acids. The transcript has 6 exons.
CUGCCAUUCGCCAUGAAUGCGGUACACAAUAUGAAUACACCGGUGAAGUCACAUAGUCAAGCGGUAAGUAUGGCUUUGCAACGUGUCUCUCUCUCUGUACUGCUGCUCAUGUUCCUUUCGAAUCACCCUAGUCCGAUGCCAGUUUUCAUACGCCUUUGCGGCCGGCGGCCAGCUCUGCCAUACCGCCAGCUCCCCAAUCCGCCUACGUCGACUACACGCCGCGCCAUCUCCACCCGCCGUCUACGCCCGCGCGUCGCUCCCAGGUUCAAAGCUACAUGGAUUCCCCCAUCGUGCGACGACAACUAGGGGUGAAUGCCGACGUGCGGUAUAUCUCCCCCGAGCCAGCCGUGGAGCAGCAGGAAAGAGAGAUGACCAUGCUGAAGGCCAGGAAGACCGCUGACUGGUGCGUGGACGACUUUGACGUGGGCCAGCAUAUUGGUACGGGUAAAUUCGGACGAGCGUACAUGGCACAGGAAAAGACAAGCAAGCAUGUUGUCGCCCUCAAAAUCCUGCAAAAGGAGGAGAUCCAGACCGCUCAAGUGUUCCCUUUUCUGAAGCGCGAGAUUGAGAUCCAAGGCCAUCUACGACAUCCAAAUAUCUUGAGAUUGUAUGGUUAUUUUCAUGACGACGAGCAUGUUUACAUGGUGUUGGAAUAUGCUUCGAAUGGUGACUUGUAUCAGCUGCUGCGAGAGAAAAAGCGUCUGAGUGAGCGUCAGACUGCAUUGUACAUGGUUCAAGUGACCGAUGCCCUGAUCUACCUUCAUACGCUGAACGUCACCCAUCGAGACCUCAAGCCUGAGAAUGUCCUCAUUGGCCAAGACGGCCGUUUGAAACUGGCGGAUUUCGGAUGGGCCAUUCACGACCCUAAGCCAAGACGCCGAACCUUUUGCGGGACGCUGGAUUACCUUCCCCCCGAGAUGGUAGAGAGCCAGCCGCAUGAUCAGCAGGUCGACGUGUGGUCGCUUGGCAUCCUGUGUUAUGAGCUAUUGACGGGGGCGCCGCCGUUUGAGGAUCUGAACGAAGGCUACACCGCGACCUACGAGAGGAUUCUCAAUGUUGAAUACACGUUCCCGCCCCAUGUGAGCGACCUUGCGCGCAAAUUCGUUCAAAAGCUGCUGAAAAAACAUCCACAGGAUCGUUUGGCCUUGAGUGAAAUACACCAUGAUCCAUGGAUUUGCAAAUACAUGGCCAGUCAAACCGCUCGCCACCGCAACCACUAGAUACCCCUUUGUCAACCCCAUUCGUGUGUAUAUUAUUAUAAUAAUGUGUGUGAUUUAUUUGGAAAAAGAAAUAAUAAGGAAAACCAGAAA